AUUCUUGCUAUUCUCGGCCUCGUCUAUGAACUAAAAUUAGAAGUCGGCUGACAUUACAUGUCACUGGGUUACAGCCUCCCUGAGAACUGUAGGCAUUUGCAGCCACACUGGAAACAAACAACAACAACAAAAAUCACCCUGUAAUCCAUUCCUUGCUGACUGAUAAUCACUAACUUUGGGCACACUGGCUUCAGUGUCUACCAGCACUGGUUCUUUCUGAGUGGUUCACUGUGAUCCUGCUAUUCAAACCUUCAUGAAGUUGAUGCCUUACUGACAAUGUAGAGAAAUCAUGACAGAGAACGUGGUUUGCACUGGAGUGUUUCAUGCUGCAAAGGAAGUUUGGGAAAAAAGAAUAAAGAAACACAAGGAAGAUCUGAAGCGAGAGAAGGAAUUCCAACACAAACUAGCCCGGAUUUGGGAGGAACGAGUGAGCUUAACUAAACUAAAAGAAAAGGUCACCAGAGAAGAUGGAAGAGUCAUUUUGAAGAUAGAAAAAGAAGAAUGGAAGACUCUCCCUUCUUCUUUACUGAAACUCAAUCAACUACAGGAAUGGCAACUUCAUAGAACUGGUUUAUUGAAAAUUCCUGAAUUCAUUGGAAGGUUCCAGAACCUCAUUGUGCUAGAUUUAUCUCGAAAUUCAAUUUCAGAGAUACCUCGAGGAAUUGGACUACUUACUAGGCUUCAGGAACUGAUUCUUAGCUACAACAAAAUCAAAACUGUCCCCAAGGAACUGAGUAAUUGUGCCAGCUUGAAGAAACUAGAACUGGCUGUUAACAGAGAUAUAUGUGAUCUUCCACAAGAGCUCAGCAAACUGUUAAAACUGACUCACCUUGAUUUGAGUAUGAACCAGUUUACUACCAUCCCUCCAGCUGUGUUGGACAUGCCUGCCCUUGAGUGGCUAGAUAUGGGAAGCAACAGACUGGAGCAACUUCCUGAAACCAUAGAAAGAAUGCAAAAUCUACAUACUUUAUGGCUACAGAGGAAUGAAAUAACAUGCCUGCCAGAAGCAAUCAGCAACAUGAAAAAUCUGGGUACUCUUGUUCUCAGCAAUAAUAAAUUGCAAGAUAUUCCAGUAUGCAUGGAAGAAAUGACAACUCUGAGGUUUGUCAACUUCAGAGACAACCCACUAAAACUGGAAAUUACACUUCCUCCCCGUGCAAGCACAGAUGAAGAGGAGGAACAGGAACUGUUUGGCCUUCAGUUUAUGCAUACAUACAUACAGGAGUCACGGAAAGCAGAUGAUCAAGUUAACUGUUCAACUGCUUUACUGACCUCUAUAAACACUGAUGGAUAAUGUAAUUCAAAAUGCCAUGGUGAAGAGGAUUACUUUAAGAAUUUG
This is a messenger RNA of Perognathus longimembris pacificus (Pacific pocket mouse), 1339 nucleotides long. RefSeq names its product leucine rich repeat containing 39 (gene Lrrc39). Lineage: Eukaryota; Metazoa; Chordata; Mammalia; Rodentia; Heteromyidae. Gene Ontology annotation, molecular function: protein binding. The record is from RefSeq and is a predicted model, not a curated record. Bases 290 to 1294 code for a protein of 334 amino acids. The transcript is spliced from 9 exons.